ACGACGGAGCACCGCGGGGGAUGCGUGGGAGGAAGGGCCUCCUGGGAAAGAAGUUUUCCGUCGGCUGGAUUGAAUCACAACCUACUCCUGGUUCCACGUUCCCCUUUAAUUGGCGUGGCCGCAUGCCUGCAAGGAUCUGGAUCGCGAUUGGCCAGUCCGUGCCGUGCCUUGGCGGCACGAUUGGCUGAAACGCUGGGCCCGGACAGCAUGCCCCCACGGGAUUGGUCACAGACCCCCAGGCCCCGCCUCCUCCGCGGUCGGGCCGCGUGGGGAAGGGCCGCGGACCGCAGGGGCGAGCGUGCUCCGAAAACAUGGCGGCGGCGGCGGACCUCGCCCAGAUCCCCGACGUGGAUAUCGACUCCGAUGGCGUCUUCAAGUACGUGCUGAUUCGAGUACACGCCGUGUCGCCCCCCGGGACCCCAGCCGGGGAGAGCAAAGAGAUCGUGCGCGGCUACAAGUGGGCCGAGUACCACGCCGACAUCUACGACAAGGUGUCAGGCGAGAUGCAGAAGAAGGGCAUCGACUGCGAGUGCCUGGGGGGCGGGCGCAUCUCCCACCAGAGCCAGGACAAGAAGAUCCACGUGUACGGCUACUCCAUGGGUUAUGGUCGCGCCCAGCACUCCAUCUCCACUGAGAAGAUCAAGGCCAGGUACCCAGACUACAGCGUCACCUGGGCCGACGACGGCUACUGAGGCCCCCCCGGAGCCCGACUGUCUCCGGCAGCCUCCUCAGGACUCUGCCCGUGAGACCCCCUCCCGAGGGGCUGGGCUGCACCCCCUGGCACUUUGCCACCUGGCCAGGCCUCAGUGCCCGGGGGUCCCUCUCCUGGGAGAAGUAAAAGCAUCGUCACCCCCGCUGGUCCCUGGAUGCAGUGUGUCUUGGCUUCUCUGUUUUUCCAUCCUCUCUCUGGACCCCGACUAGGGUGGGUGGGUGGCUGGGCUGAGGCAGCCUGGCCGCCCCUGACCCAGCGCCACCUCUGGGGCCCAGGGAGUGGCGGUGCACACUCAGCCCUUUGGGGUCUGAUAACGGGGCCCCAGGCUCCUGCCCCCGUUUAUGGCCUCAUUACUUCUCCACACUCCCACUCUCCCCAAGGACAUCAAGAGGAGGCCUGACAGGUCUUUUACGCAAGGAGCUAGGGCCAAGUCCCUCGGGCCUGCCGACACAGGGCCCAUCCCGGCUGCCAGCUGAGGUCACGAGUGAUUCCCAGAUCGGGUCCCACCGCCCCUGCCCCGCAGCCACAGACAGGCUCCCACCCGGAGAGCAGGGAAGGUUUCAGACUUGGAGCUGGGGCCCCUCUCCCAGGAACCCCCGCCUCCUCCUGGCACAGGGCUCUGGGCAGUGCAGGUGGCAUAGGGGAGGGCAGAGCUGCCCCUGUGGCUCAUCACCUGGAGUGUGGGCAUGCCCCAUUGAGGCUGUGACCCCUCUGUGCCCGCCUUCUGUGCCCUCCCAGGGCGCUCUUGGUAGCCUCUCCGGGCAGGGGAUUGGGCUUUACAGAUGAGGAAACGGAGGCUCAGGUGAGACUAGCUACCAAGGCCAUGCAGUGCCAAACAGCAGGUGAGCCUGCUCCAGAUCCUCCACUGGGGUCGGCACCUCCAAGCCCAGAGCCCCUAGGUCCGUCUGGAGCCUGAGCCUGGCAGCGCUCACCCCACUGUGCUCGGGACACCUGCUGAUGAAUAAACAGCCCUCGUUUGUAAGCGAACAAGUGAAGAAAAACUCACACUCUAUGGUACAGAGGGGACAGUGUCCCUGGUGGCUAGGGCUGCCCCUCCCCCAGGGGCCGGGUGUGGGGUUUGCACAAGCUGGCUUCCAGGUGGCAGCCUGGGCUGGGCUGAGUUCAGCUCCCAGCAGGUGUGGGGACAGAGGCCCCAGGAGAAACAGCCAAGGCCAAUGCCACUUGGUGGGGCUUCCACGGGCAGGAAGGGUGGCCAGGGCCUGAUCUUCGGCCUCAAGGAGCCAGGCAGGGGGGAGCCUCCCUGGGCCAGGGGCCCCUGUCCCGAGUGCUCUUCCAGCCGGCUGGUCGUCGGUGCAGGGUGGGGCCGGGCGUGGGGCCACGGGUAUAGAAGGGGCUGAGCCCUGUCUCCAGUUGGAGCAGAGUCAGCCUGUGGGGCCUUGAGCUGAUAACCAGGCAAAGUCCCCACCAGGCUGGUCAGUGUACACACCGCUCCCCGGCCUGGCCAUGCCUCUGCCCGGCCACCUCCUGCCCGCGCUGGUCCUGCUCCUGGGUGAGUCAUGGGGCCUGGCUCCUGAAGCAGGAAUGCCCUGGGCUGCCGUGUUGGGCCUGUGGGGAAGGAGGGGUGCGGGGCUGCAGCGGGGACACAGGGCGAGCCCUCGGGGUCCCGAGGACUGUCCCGGCGGGGAGGCAAGUGUCCUGCUCCGCCUGGCCAUGGCCUCCAGCCAGGCUGCAGGUGAGAGGGCCCUGAAGGCAGGUGCUCAACCUCUGCUCUUGACCUGGGUGGAGCAGGGGAGGGCUGGGCCGCCCAUCCAUGCGUCCCCUGGGGAGGGCACCCUUCUGGCAGCCCCUCGGGGUCCUUGCUGGCCUCCUGCACGUCCCCAGGGAGCGUCCCCAUCAGGGGCUUUUGCCCGUGCACCCCCAUCCUAACACUGAGCCGGCCUCUCCAGGGCCAGACGUGAUCUGCUUGGCCCUGACGGGAACCCCCAGGUGGCAGUUCUCUGUGGGUUCCAGGCCCCCAGACACCGGCUCAGGCCGCGACCUGAACGACCUUCUGGCCGGGACCCCAAAGCAGGGUGACCGUUGUCCCAGGCCGCCCAAGUCUGAGCAGUUUCUGGGCCAUGGAACUGGCCUGGGCAAACUGCACCAUGGGCUCUCCCUGCUCUGGGCCACUUGGCUGUCUCUCUGCUGGCAGCAGGGUCCCUGGGCUGGGCCUGGGUCCCCAACCGCUGCAGGGCCCCCCGCGAGGCUGUGUGCAACUUCGUGUGUGACUGCAGAGGCUGUCCCGACGAGGCCCAGUGUGGUUACCACGGGGCCCCGCCCGCCCCCGGCACCCCCUUCUCCUGCGACUUCGAGCAGGACUUCUGUGGCUGGCGAGACAUCAGCACUUCAGGAUACAGCUGGCUCCGAGAGCGGGCAGGGGCUGCGCCCGGGGGUCCGGGGCCGCGCUCAGACCACACUCUGGGCACUGACCUAGGCUGGUAUGCGGCUGUUGGCACACACCGCGGGAAAGAGGCGGCCACCGCAGCCCUGCGGUCCCCCGUCCUGCAUGAGGCAGCCCCCACCUGUGAGCUGAGGCUCUGGUACCACGCGGCCUCUGGAGAUGUGGCAGAGCUGCGGCUGGAGCUGACCCACGGUGCAGAGACACUGACUCUGUGGCAGAGCUCGGGGCCCUGGCGCCCAGGCUGGCAGGAGCUGCUGGUGACCACUGGCCGCAUCCGGGGUGACUUCAGGGUGACCUUCUCUGCCACUCGAAAUGCCACCCACAGGGGCGCUGUGGCCUUGGACGACAUGGCCUUCGGGCGCUGUGGGCUGCCCACCCCCCAGGCUCGCUGUCCCCUGGGGCAUCACCAUUGCCAGAACAAGGCCUGCGUGCAGCCCCACCAGCUGUGCGACGGGGAGGACAACUGCGGGGACCGUUCGGAUGAGGACACACCCACCUGCAGCCACCACCUGGCCACGGAUUUUGAGAUGGGCUUGGGCCUGUGGAACCACUCGGAGGGCUGGGCCCGGAACCACAGCACAGGCCGCCCCCAGCACCCUGCCUGGCCGCGCGGGGACCACAGCCGGAACAGCGCUCAGGGCUCCUUCCUGGUAUCCACGGCUGAGCCCAGUGACCCUGCCAUCCUCUCUAGCCCCGAGUUCCAGGCCUCUGCCCCCCACAACUGCUCGCUGGUCUUCUAUCACUAUCUGCAUGGGUCCGAGGCUGGCUGCCUCCAGGUGUUCCUGCAGGCUCGGAGCUCUGGUGCCCCCCAGACCCCCGUCCUGCUGCGGGGGCGCCGCGGAGAGCUGGGGGCCGCCUGGGUUCGAGACCGUGUCGACAUCCAGAGCGGGCGCCCCUUUCGGAUCCUCCUGGCCGCGCAGACGGGGCCCGGGGGCGUCGUGGGCCUGGACGACCUCAUCCUGUCGGACCACUGCAAACCAGCCCUAGAGGGGUCUGGCCCGCCCCCAGGUCCCUGGCCCCAGCCGUUCAGCCUGCAGCCCCGGAAUUUCUGUGAGCCCGGACAUCUCUUUUGCGAGGACCUGUGCGUCCCCCCGGAGCAGCUGUGCGACUUCCAGCAGCAGUGCCUGGGGGGAGAGGACGAGCAGGAGUGCGGUAGGGGCGGGGCUAUGGAGCCACGCCUCCCUCCCUCCCGACCCUCCCCGCUGCCGGAGUGGGCGGGGCUGUGGAGCCACGCCUCCCUCCCUCCAGGUCCUCCCCACUGCCGGAGGGAGCGGGGCUGUUGAGCCACGCCUCCCUCCCCCGACCCUCCCCGCUGCCGGAGUGGGCGGGGCUGGGGAGCCACGCCUCCCUCCCUCCAGACCUGCUCCACUGCCGGAGGGGGCGGGGCUGUGUAGCCACGCCUCCCUCCCUCCAGACCCUCCCCGCUGCCGGAGUGGGCGGGGCUGGGGAGCCACGCCUCCCUCCCGCCAGACCCUCCCCACUGCCGGAGGGGGCGGGGGCGGGGGCCCGAGACCAUUCCCGCCGGCUGCUGUUGCAGGCACCACGGACUUUGAGGACCCCUCGGCCGGGGGUUGGGAGGACGCCAGCGUGGGGCGCCUGCAGUGGAUGCGUGUCUCGGCCCAGGCGAGCCGGAUCCCCGGAGCGGACGCUGCCGGGAAUGUUGCUGGACACUUCCUGUCCCUGCAGAGGGCCUGGGGGCAGCUGACAGAGGAGGCCCGGGUUCUCACACCCCUCCUGGGCCCCUCAGGCCCGCGCUGUGAACUCCACCUGGCCUACUAUUUUCAGAGUCAGCCCCAAGGUACUGCUGUCCCUCUGGGCCCUCUGGCAAGCCCUGGACAGGGGCCGUAUGUGUGUGGGGGGGGGCGGGGACCGCCCACGGUCACCCCUCACAGGCUUUCUGGAGCUGGUCGUGGUGGAGGGCAGUCGGCGUGAGCUGGUGUGGCAGGCCCCUGUCCACAGCCCUGUGGGCUGGAAGAUGGACACCAUCCUUCUUGGGGCUCGCCACCGGCCCUUCCGGCUGGAGUUUGUUGGGCUGGUAGACUUGGACGGCCCUGGCCAGCAGGGCGCUGGAGUGGACCACGUGACCCUCAAGGACUGCAGCCCCACGGUGGCCACCGAAAAAGACGCAGAGGUCUCCUGUAACUUCGAGCGGGACACGUGCAGCUGGCACACCGACCACCUCACAGAUGCCCAUUGGCGCCGGGUUGAGAGCCAAGGCCCCAGGUUCGACCACACCACGGGCCGCGGCUACUUCAUGCUCCUAGACCCCACGGAGCCCCCAGCCCAGGGUCCCAGCGCCCACCUGCUGACCCAGCCCCAGGCACCCACAGCCCCUCAGGAGUGCCUCUCCUUCUGGUACCACCUCCACGGGCCCCAGAUCGGGACCCUGCGCCUGGCCAUGAGGAGAGAAGGGGAGGCAGACACUCAUCUGUGGUUGAGGUCUGGCACCCACGGCAACCGCUGGCACGAGGCCUGGGCCACCCUCCACCACCCGCAGGACACCAGCGCCAAGUACCAACUGCUGUUCGAGGGCCUCCGGGACGGGUACCACGGGACCAUGGCAUUGGACGACGUGGCUGUGCGGCCUGGGCCUUGCUCGGCCCCCAAGCGCUGCUCCUUCGAGGACUCGGCCUGUGGCUUCUCCACGGGAGGCCAGGGCCUCUGGACACGCCAGACCAACGCCACAGGCCAUGCCGCCUGGGGUCCCCACGCCGACCACACCACAGAGACGGCUCAGGGGCACUACAUGGUGGUGGACAUGAGCCCGCAGGCUCUGCCCCGCGGCCACGUGGCGUCCCUGACGUCGGAGGCACACAGGCCCCUGGCCCAGCCUGCCUGCCUGACCUUCUGGUACCACCUGAGCCUGCGCAACCCAGGUGAGGGGCCGCUGGGACCAGGGGCCCCUGGGAGCCCCCACCCAAGAGCCCUGAGCGGGCAGUCUCCCUGCCGCUGCUGACGGGGCUGCGCGGGCGGCAGGCACCCUGCGGGUCCACGUGGAGGAGGCCAAGAGGCGGCAGGUGCUCAGCAUCAGCACCCACGGCGGGUUCGCCUGGCGCCUGGGCAGCGUGGACGUGCAGGCCGAGCGGGCCUGGAGGGUGGUGUUUGAGGCUGUGGCCGCGGGCGUGGAGCGCGCCUACAUUGCCCUGGAUGACCUGCUUCUCCAGGAUGGGCCCUGCCCUCGGCCAGCUUCCUGUGACUUCGAGGCCGGUCUGUGUGGCUGGCAUCAUCUGCCCUGGCCUGGCCUGGGCGGGUACAGCUGGGACUGGAGCAGCGGAGCCACACCCUCCCGCUACCGCCAGCCCCCUGUGGACCACACCCUGGGCACAGAGAAAGGCCACUUUGCUCUCUUCGAAACGGGUGUGCUGGGCCCGGGGGGCCGAGCGGCCUGGCUGCGCAGCCAGCCACUGCCUGCCACCGAGGUCUCCUGCCUCCGCUUCUGGUACCACAUGGGCUUUCCCGAGCACUUCUACAAGGGCGAGCUGAGGGUGCUCCUGAGCAGCGCGCAGGGCCAGCUGGCUGUGUGGGGCACAGGCGGGCACCUGCGGCACCAGUGGCUGGAAGGCCGGGUGCAAGUGGCCAGCGCUGAGGAGUUCCAGAUCGUGUUUGAAGCCACUCUGGGUGGCCAGCCGGCCCUGGGGCCCAUUGCCCUAGACGACGUUGAGUAUCUGGCCGGGCAGCAUUGCCAGCAGCCUGCACCCAGCCAGGGGGACAGGGCAGUGGCCACAUCGGUGCCAGCCAUGGUUGGUAGUGCCCUCCUCCUCCUCGCGGUGCUGGUGCUGCUCGGACUUGUAGGGCGACGCUGGCUGCGGAAGCGGGCGGGCUGCCCCUCCGGGGGCGAGUCGGAGGCCCCGGCCCCUGGCUUCGACAACAUUCUUUUCAACGCGGAUGGCAUCACCCUGCCAGCGUCAGUCACCACCGAGCAGUAGACAAUCCAGAGAAGACGCCAGCUGCUCCAGAAGUCCCCAUCCCUCCCCAGGACCCUAGCCCAGCACUACCUGCACCCUCACGCCUGGGUGUGGUCGUCACCCCAACAAUAGCCCUAGCUCACAGAGACACCCCGGCCACUGAGGUCGAAGUCUGCGCGUCCUGCUCCCUGCGUCCCCAGACCCCCCCACCUGCCUGAGAGUCAUGCUUGGGGGUACCUCCCACGUGUGUGUGACUCAGGUGACAGGAAACAAGCAGACCACAAGAGACAGGACCAGGGCCUAAAGGCACCGGGAGGCAGAGGUGGGGCACCCCGAGAAGCCCCAGCCCAGCCAGGUGGGACGCUGACCCCGGGCCCAUCUGGGGGAUUCUGCAUCCAGAUAAAGCCAGACAGAAACCCCCACAGGUACAGGCGACAGACGGGAGCAGACACAGGCCCGAGGUGGCCUGGAGCUGGGCUGGUGGGGGUGCCCUGAUGUGUGCAUGGUGCCAGAUAAGGGCCCGCUCUGUCUCCUCGCCACAGUAAGGCUCCUCUGUCCAGUGUCCCAAAUAAAGGUCGCUGUGUGACGUGUCCCAA
This is a messenger RNA of Sus scrofa (pig), 7614 nucleotides long. NCBI's taxonomy places the organism in Eukaryota, Metazoa, Chordata, Mammalia, Artiodactyla, Suidae. The record is from RefSeq and is a predicted model, not a curated record.